Molecule: messenger RNA, 1026 nt
Organism: Heterostelium album PN500
Lineage: Eukaryota; Evosea; Eumycetozoa; Acytosteliales; Acytosteliaceae
Gene: act17
Product: actin family protein
Exons: 2
Coding region: 1-1026 (341 amino acids)
Source: RefSeq, a predicted model, not a curated record
AUGAAUCCAACUAUUGUAAUUGAUUGUGGAUCUAGUUUAACUAAGUCAGGAAUUGCAGGAGAAUCAUUCCCAAAAUAUGUUUUUCCUACUCUAAUAGGAAAACAUGUUGAUGAACCAAUGAAAACAUAUGUAGGAGAAGAUGUUAAUGUAAAUGAUGAUCAAAUGGCGGUGAUAGUUCCUAUUAAGAAUGGAAGAGUAUCGGAUUUAUUUGGGGUCGAACAGUUAUUUGGAGAUAUUUUCUUUAAUAAAUUAAAGGUAUCCCCAUCAGAAUGUUCAUUAUUAAUAACUGAACCAUCCAUUAUUAAUAAAUCGCAUAGAGAAAAGAUGAUAUCAAUUGCUUUCGAUGUAUUCCAGGUAUCAUCUAUUCACAUUGGUAAACAAACAUCACUGUCUUUGUACCCAACAGGUCUUUCCAAUGGUUUGGUAGUUGACUGUGGGCAUGAUAUUUCACAAGUAGUUCCAAUCUUUAAUGGAAACCCAAUAGACUACUCCAUUUUAAAUUCAAACUUUGGUGGAGGAAUUCUAAAUGAAAGAUUAGAUAAACUCUUAUCUUUUAAAGGACUAAAGUUAUCAACCAAAAGCAUUUGUGAUCUUAAAGAGAAUUUGGAGAGUUCACAUAAAUACACUUUACCAGAUGGCAAGACUAUUUCAUUGGGUGGUAAUGAAUUGACAAACGGCCUAGAUGAUUUACUUCAACCUUCUUUUAUGGGAAUUGAAACGGCAACCGUUGAAAGUCUAAUAGAAGAAUCAAUUAGUUCUUGUGGAGAGGAAUUACAGAAUGAACUCUUUGGAAAUAUUGUUCUUUCAGGUGGUACUACAAUGAUGAAUGGAUUCAAAGAUCAUUUAGAAAACAAAUUGCAAUCCACAGUCACUGGAAAAACAAAAAUAAGAAUUUUUGAACAUCCAGCUAGAGGAUAUCUAAGUUGGUUAGGUGGAUCAAUGUUAUCUUCCUCCUCAGGUUUUGUAAAAAACCACUUUGUUUCCAAGAGUCAAUAUGAUGAAUAUGGAUUAUCAAUUUUUAACUAA